Molecule: messenger RNA, 1946 nt
Organism: Impatiens glandulifera
Lineage: Eukaryota; Viridiplantae; Streptophyta; Magnoliopsida; Ericales; Balsaminaceae
Product: cyclin-dependent kinase C-1-like
Exons: 12
Coding region: 94-1653 (519 amino acids)
Biological process (GO): positive regulation of transcription elongation by RNA polymerase II; protein phosphorylation
Cellular component (GO): nucleus; cyclin-dependent protein kinase holoenzyme complex
Molecular function (GO): RNA polymerase II CTD heptapeptide repeat kinase activity; ATP binding; cyclin-dependent protein serine/threonine kinase activity
Source: RefSeq, a predicted model, not a curated record
GUUUUCAAGUUAAAAGAGAGGGUGUCCUUCCUCUUCCUCCUCCUCCCGGCUGGAAGUGAAAUUGCAGGAACAUUUGCAAAACACUUCCAAGAGAUGGCACUGGCUGCUUAUGGUCAGCUUAGUCUCGAUGAGCUACCAUUAUGGGGCUCGCGAGGUGUCGAUUGUUUCGAGAAAUUGGAGCAAAUUGGUGAAGGAACAUACGGGCUGGUGUACAUGGCCAAAGAAAUCAAAACAGGGGAAAUUGUUGCUUUAAAGAAGAUACGCAUGGACAAUGAAAAAGAAGGGUUUCCUAUUACCGCCAUACGAGAGAUUAAGAUUCUGAAAAAGCUGCAGCAUGAAAAUGUUAUAAAGCUGAAAGAAAUUGUUACUUCUCAAGGUCCUGAAGCAGAUGAGCAAGGGAAACCAGAUGGAAACAAGUACAAUGGCAAUAUCUAUAUGGUGUUCGAGUACAUGGACCAUGAUUUGACAGGUCUUGCUGAUCGUCCAGGAUUGCGAUUUUCAAUUCCUCAGAUUAAGUGUUAUAUGAAACAACUGUUGACUGGACUUCAUUACUGUCAUAUCAACCAAGUGCUUCAUCGCGACAUCAAAGGCUCCAACCUUCUUAUAGACAACGAAGGAAAUCUAAAACUAGCAGAUUUUGGCUUAGCACGAUCGUUUUCUGGUGAUCAUAAUGCAAAUCUUACAAAUCGUGUUAUCACUUUAUGGUACAGACCUCCAGAAUUGCUGCUUGGAGCCACAAAGUAUGGGCCUGCUGUGGACUUGUGGUCUGUAGGUUGUAUCUUUGCUGAACUUUUGUAUGGAAAACCCAUCUUACCUGGGAAGAAUGAGCCUGAGCAAUUGAACAAAAUAUUUGAGCUUUGUGGAUCUCCUGAAGAGGAGAUUUGGCCUGGGGUCUCCAAAAUCCCUUGGUAUAACAAGUUCAAGCCAUCAAGGCCCAUGAAGAGAAGGGUUAAAGAGGUUUUCAGGAAUUUUGACCGCCAUGCUUUGGAUUUACUAGAGAAGAUGUUAGCUCUUGAUCCAUCCCAGAGAAUAUCUGCUAAGGAUGCACUUGAUGCUGAAUACUUCUGGACUGAUCCGUUACCCUGUGAUCCAAAGAGCUUGCCUUCGUAUGAAUCAUCCCAUGAGUUCCAAACAAAGAAGAAAAGGCAACAGCAAAGACAAAAUGAAGAGAUGGCCAAGAGGCAGAAAGUGCAACACCCUCAGCAACAUAAUCGUUUACCACCUAUCCAACAAACAGGCCCUCCUGCUCAUUCUUCACAUUGGCCUGCGGGACCUAAUAAUGUUCAAAUGGGCAACAACAACACUCAACCUCCUAUCACGACUGGACCAGGUCAUCACCAUUACGGUAAGCCUCGUGGUGGCCCCCCUGGUGGUCAAAAUCGGUAUCCCUCAAAUAGUGGUGGCUAUCAUCCUGAUCGAGGUGGUCAAGGUGGUGGUGGUGGUUAUGCAAGUGGAUCUUAUCCUCAGCAAGGACGAGCACCACCUUAUGCUGGCGGCAACAUGCCUCCUGCUUCCGGUGGUGGUGGUGGCAGAGGAGGGGCUGGACACCAAAACUCGUACCCACAAGGAAGUCAAUAUGGAGUUUCUGGGUCAAGUAGAGGUUCAAAUCAAAUGGGGGGUAGCAAUCGUAAUCAGCAGUUUUGGCCGCAGUAAUAAGUGGUAUGGAAUUAGACUCAUGCUCCCCUUUUUAUGUUUGAAACUGGGAUAAACUAUUUGUUGAAAAAUUAUGCUGAGAGUUUGGAAACUUGUUUGAAAAUUUGUUGAAAAAAGUGGCUUCAUUGGCUAAGAAGAAGUAAAUACUUUGUUUUAUAUUCCUUUUCAAGCUUUAUGUGAUCUGAACAGGCAUUCUUAUUGAAGGAAAAAAGUUGAAAGAAUAGUCAAUAUAAGAUUUUAAUGUUUUUUUUUGUGACUGCAUGAGGUUUGUAUAUUUUAUCCAUAGAUAUCUA